Hylaeus volcanicus is the source of this 8213-nucleotide messenger RNA. Its product is annotated as glucose dehydrogenase [FAD, quinone]-like. The record is from RefSeq and is a predicted model, not a curated record. Gene Ontology annotation, molecular function: oxidoreductase activity, acting on CH-OH group of donors; flavin adenine dinucleotide binding. The transcript is spliced from 2 exons. Bases 1012 to 2823 code for a protein of 603 amino acids. Lineage: Eukaryota; Metazoa; Arthropoda; Insecta; Hymenoptera; Colletidae.
GUCGAAACUUCUGUCCACGAAUAUUUUCGAAUGAUUACAAUUGAAGUUGUACCCGCUUGUUUUGUCACAAAUGAAAAUCUAGACGAGUGUGGUGAUUCUGGAUGUUUUUUUUAACGAAAACCAAACCGCGAAUCAAAUCGCGAUUUUCUGUGCUUCUUGAUUGUACUUACAAAGGCGCUAAAUAUAUUUUUUCAUUCAAGUAAUUUCAAUAAUGCAGGAGUUAUCAGUAAUGAUUUUCGAAAAAUACAAGCUUCGUUUGCGAUAAUGCACGAAUAACGAAUCGACUUGAACCUCGAGAAAGGUUUGCUCGUUGACAAUUACGAAAUUCAUCGCGAUACUCGUUAUCGAGUGUUCUGUUUACCAGUUACAUAACGCGUAUUCGGUGUGUGAAUGAAAGUGGACUGGUUUAUUGGCAACUUCUACGUACGGCAUGUGUAGUACCGCGAUCAGGUGCAGUGGCGAAAGCGUGCAUGUUUGAUGGGGUGAUAAUAGAGUUGUACUCUCGGCUAACAAACGAUUCUACGUUGUUUAUCUUGGAAUUUAUAGUGCGUGUGUUUCUCGAUGUGAUGAAGUGUAAAGUGUCAACCAGAACGAUACACGGUGUUCUUGGAUAAACCAUUGCUUUGUAAUUAAAAAUCACUUGCAUUUACCACUGUACUAAUAUAAAUACGAGUUAAUGUUCAGUUUGAAAGUAAUGAAGAUAAAAUUUAGUGAAACAAAAAUUAGAGUAAAAUAAAGAUAUCUUUAACGUUUAAAAAAACAUCAUUACGGUUUGGAAAAAAGAAUUUUUUGCAUACAUUGCAUACAGAAAGAAAUUAAUCUUAAAAAAAAAAACGAAUUAAAAUACACAGUACUCAACAACCGAUAGGAUGAGAAUAAAUAAAAAUGGAAACAUGUAUAUACAAGCGUACGACGCACUCUAAUUUUGCACCAUAAGUGAGAUUACGAGAAAAUUUGUUUUUAUCCUUUCGGUAAAAUUCUCCUAAUCAGGCUUAUUUCUUUCCCAGCAUCAUGGCUCGUCACGUCGGAAUAUUACUGCUGGUGGUUCUCCUCCUCAUCUCCUUCGGAGAAUCUCAAUCGUUCCUGGACUUGAAGAGUUACGGGCCCUCGUUGGAAGUCUUAAAUAGAAUCGAUCCGAGUAACAAGCGGUACGACUUCAUCGUCGUAGGCGCCGGUUCGGCUGGCUCCGUGCUGGCGAAUCGUCUCUCGGAGAACAAGAAAUGGAACGUCCUCCUUCUGGAAGCUGGAGGGACCGAGACUGUGCUUAAUCAAAUCCCGAUCUUCGUGGGUUACUUCCAAUUGUCCAACUUCAACUGGGGCUACAAAGUCGAGCCUCAAAAGAACGCCUGUCUGGGAAUGGUGAACCGACAAUGUUCCUGGCCACGUGGCAAAGCUUUGGGCGGUACCAGCUCGCUCAAUUACAUGAUCCACACGCGAGGAAACAAGCUUGAUUACGACAUCUGGGCCGCGCUCGGGAACGAGGGCUGGUCUUAUAACGACGCGUUGUAUUAUUACAAGAAAAGCGAGAGAUUCGAUGUUCCAGGCAUCAAGAAUUCCACCUACCACGGAGACAAAGGUUACCUAUGCGUGGAACACGUUCCAUACCACACGGAGCUGGCCACAGCUUUCCUAGAAGCUGGAACUCAGCUCGGAUACAAGAUCGUGGACUACAACGGCGAGGACCAGAUCGGAUUCUCGUACAUCCAAGCGACCAUGGACAAGGGGUCCAGGUGCAGCGCUUCGAAAGCUUACCUGCGACUCAACAGACCGAACUUGAACAUCGUCGUAGGUGCAACAGUCACCAAAGUCUUGAUCGACGAGAACAAGCGUGCUAUCGGGGUCGAGUACUCGUGGAACAACCAGACCAAAAAGGUCUUCAGCUCUAAGGAGGUCGUUCUUUCAGCGGGAACGAUCGACUCAGCGAAGCUACUGAUGUUGUCUGGAAUAGGCCCCAAGGAUCACCUGGAGGAACUCGGAAUCAAGGUCAUCCAAGACUCCAAAGUCGGUUACAACAUGUACGAGCACAUCGGCUUUCUCGGCUUGACUUUCAUGGUGAAUCAAUCCGUGGCGUUGCUGCAAAGCAGACUGGCGAGACCGAGCGUGUUUGUGCAGUACUUUUUCAACAGAAGCGGCUUGAUGUCUCUUCCUGGCGGAGCGGAAGCUCUGGCGUUUAUCAGAACCAAGUAUGCUCCGGACAGUAGGCCAGACAUAGAGCUUUUAUUCGCGUCGGGAUCCCUCCACUCUGACGGCGGCUAUCCCCUGAAGAAGGCGCUCAGGAUCACCGACGAGCUCUACGACACCGUCUUCAAGCCUAUCGAGAACGAGGACGCCUGGUCCAUCUGGCCCAUCCUGCAGAACCCGAGGAGCGUCGGUAGACUCACUCUAAAAUCGAAGGAUCCCUUCGAACCACCUAAAAUGGACCCGAAUUUCUUCACGCACCCAGCGGAUUUGGAGAUCAUUCUAGAAGGGAUCAAGCACGCCAUCAACAUCUCGAAGACGGCUGCUUUCCAGAAGUACGGUACCAGGCUGCACGAUAUCAAGAUUCCUGGCUGCGACAACUUCGAAUUUGCUAGCGACGAUUACUGGCGAUGCGCGGUUAAACAUCUGCCUUCGAUGAUGAACCAUGAGAUAGGCACCGUCAAGAUGGGUCCCAAGAGCGAUCCUGAUGCAGUUGUGGAUCCACAGCUGAGGGUAUACGGGGUUCAAGGGCUCAGGGUCGCGGAUGCAUCGAUAAUGCCAACGAUGCCCUCCGGGCACGUGAACGCAGGGAUUUAUAUGAUCGGUGAGAAGGCGGCGGACAUGAUUAAACGAUCUUGGAUGUGAGGAAUGAGAUGGUUUGAGGCAGGGACUUUAUACUUGCACGAUUUUAACACUAAACCCACCACGACCGGUCAAAUGACUAUUCAAACUUUUUUAUACAGUUCCUCUAUGCUAUAUAUGAAUUAUAUACAAUUGCUUCGUGCAUUGUUCAACUUAGUAACAAGUGAAAUAUUGUUUGCAUUUGACGGGUACGAUCACUCUAGAUGCUGAAAUAAAGGCCUAACUUUGAUAAUUAAUUUUGAGAGUAUCGCAAAAGGAAUAGGAUUACUUUUUACAGGGUUUAUUUAACACACAUUGCAGUAUAAACAAAGAUUGUUGUUUUAUAAUUUUAGUACAAAAUGACGGCGACAAAGCGAGUCUCCAGAAUGACUUUUCUUUAAACGCCUUCACAGAAGGACGGUUUUUUCGUUGAGUAUAAAAUCUGGAACAAAUAACCAAAAACUUUUAUAAUCUAUAUACUGUUGGCUAUAGAAGUACGUAGGGUUUUUUUUUAAAUCAAAUAGUGUAGAAAUAGCGCACUAACCCAUUUCUGGGUCAAAAAAUAAAUAGUUAAUUGUUAAUAAAAACGAAAGUGUACAUUAAAUAAAAAAACUGCUACGUACUUCUAUAGCCAACAGUACAUAUGUCAUAAAAUGUAUUGGUUUUCUGUUCCAAAUGUUAUACAGAGCGAAAAAACCGUCCUCCCAUGAAGGCGUUUUAAAAAAAGUCAAUUUUGAAGACUCCCUUCAGCGCCGCUAUUUUGUACUAAAAUAACGAGACAACAGUUUUUGUUUAUACUUCAAUAUGUGUUAAAUAAAUCCUGUAAAAAGAAAUCCUAUUCCUUUUGCGGCACUCUCAAAAUUAAUUAUCAAAGUUAGGCCUUUAUUUCAGCCUCUAAAGUGGUGUUACCCCUUAAUUGAAAGAAGUGUCUUUAAGACUAGUCAUCUGUCCUACCACGAUAGAAAUAUGUACUUGCAAAUGAAAUGCCGGUAGGUUUAAUGCUAAUACGUCACCAAAAAAUGCUAACUACAACUAUCAUUCUUUAAUUAUCUUAUUUAAUUAACUUCGAGAAUUUGUUUGUAGUCUAUAAAAUGAAGAACGAUUCCAAUGUUUUUCUAUUAAUAAUACUAUUCAGAAAGAGUACAUAAAUAUUUUCGUACGAACUUUAUACAAAUUAUGAAUAGAAAAAAACAUUGGAACCUUAUUUAAUAGAUUACGAACAUUUUCGAAAGAUUAAGCAUACUCCAAAAAUUUUGUUCGUAGUCUAAAGAACGAUCCCAACGUCUCUUCUACCAAUAAUACUAUUCAGAAAGAGUAUAUAAAUAUUUUCGUACGAUCAUUAUACAAAUUAUUAGUAGAACAAAUAUUGGAAUCGUUCAUUAUUUGAUAGGCUACGAAAAAAAUUCCUAAACUAUGCGUAAUUUUUCGGUCGUCACACCAGAAGGAUCUUAAUAACGAUAUUAUAUCAGCGAGAUACCGAAAUCGAUACACGGGGUGAAUCACGUCUGAAGUUUCGAGAUUUGAAAAUGUUUUAUUUAAAGAGAGACAUAUUAUGAUGAGCAAGAGAUGAGGUAUUUUCAUUGUUACAAUACUGUGCCCGAUAAAAAGACAAAUUCAAACACUACCUUCAGACGACCUCCUGAGGAGUUAUUCUUGUAAAAUCACGCUUCAAAGUACACAGACAAUUAAACGUUCAUGUGUAUGAUAUGGUAACAUGUACAGGUAUAAAAUUCUACAGAAUGUGUUCAAAUAUACCGGUAUUUCAUGUUACGGUACAAGUCCCUGGUCGGAGACUGCUCAAUCUCGCAUGCUUACGAGUAUGGUGUCUGGAAUAAUUAUUCCUGCUACCGCAAGACAGUGUGCAAGACUUUUCCUUAUAGGAAACAUGACUGUGAUCAUAACAUUUGUGAAAAAUCAUUGAUAUACUCGACACUUUACCUAAUAGGAGCCUAUUUAUAGGCUUUGUUUAUCUCCUAGAUCAACGUCUUCCCUCCUGGAAUUUAUCGACUCUGUUCUCGGUUGUUUAUUCACAGUCUUUAAUUUUAGGAAAUAUCUUUUAGCACGUUGACUGCCAAACAAAUAUUCUUUAAAGUUUCUACUAAAAUGAAAUAUUAUUUAAACUAUUGGAGACUGCAUAAUCAAACAUUUAUCGUCGUAUUUAUUCUUGUAAUUUCAUCAAAAUUCAUGAAUUUGGUUUAAAUUCAUUUCCUUUGAUGCUUGACAUUCGGAAUUAAUUUCGUUAAUUCUUCAGUGGAAAGCACUGUCACCCACAUGUGGUGACAUGGCGAUCAACGUGUUAAUACGCCUAUUAAUAGUAUACAGAAGUUAAUGUUAGGCUACAUUGAUGUAUAUUAAUGUGGAAAGUCCUCUUCCAAGUUGUAAGCCCUUUCCAAAUAUGGCGGUAUUUAAGUGUUACGAAGCUUCGUAUGUAAGUCUAACUCUGUUUACACAAGGCGUCACCUUUACCGUGGCCACUCUUUAUAUUUGCAGCGAUUUAUAUAAUUGGACAGAGUUUCAGAGAGAAAUGUAUGGUUUCAAGGUGUGGUGGGAUCUUUUUCCUUGUAAAUUCUUAAGUAAAUAAUUCACCUAUUAGACCAGAGGUUCCCAACGGGGUCGGUACCGCCCACCGGUGGGCGUUGAAGAGAUCUAAGGGGUUGCUUUUAGUCGAAGACAAAUUUGGGGGUCGCUGAGGACCAACUGCCGUCCCAUGGGCAAUAUUCGCAAGAACGCGCCAAAAGUUUGAUUAACGCGUUGACUGCCAUGGAUUCACAUGGAAAUGUUUACAGAACUAAAAUUUUGUCUCGAGACAAUCAGAAACUGUGGAAUCUAACAUUUGUCGUAUUACUCAUUUUUGUAUUCUCAUCAAAAUUUACGAAUUCUAUCCAGAUCAGUUUCCAUCAGCACUUAGUCCUUGAAAUCAUUUGUUGAAAUUCCUUAGUGAAAAGCUCCGUCACCCGUAUGUGGGUGACGCGGCGUGCAACGUGUUAAUGUGCACUAAAAAUCUUCGAAAGCAUGUUUUAACAAAUAUCUUCAAUGUUCAAGAAAUGUUGUAAAUGUCAGUGUAAUCAACAAUUUAGGAACAAAGAAAAGAAACAGAUUGUCAAUAGUGGAACGCGGCGAUUUAAUCUGACACCAAAUAUCAAAAAUUAUUGUCGUUACACCAAGCUCAGCCUUCUCGCUAAUAAUAUUAUAUUAAUUUUUUUAAUAAUAUAUAUUCGUUUAUCAAAUUUUAAACAAUCCAUCAACAUGUUAAUAUCUUUCAAUAAAGUAAUUUUAAUAAAAACCGGUUCUUGUUUUUAAAUAUACAGGAUGGUCCACCUAAGUAAGGCCACCUAAAUAUCUCCUCUAAUUGUGGGGGUACAAAUACUAUUCUGUAUGCUAUUUGAAUGGUUUGAAAAAACCAUUCUAUUGCAAAAGAUUUCUUUUUUCUAGGGUAAUUUUUUUCGGAGUUUACAAGGUUAUCGAUGAUUUUUUGCGUAUAAAUGUAUAAUCUUUUUUAUCGCAUCGUGUAGCUGAUGUAAAAAUACGUUCAGAUAUGUACAUUACGUGACCUUGAAAUGACCUUUGAGUUCAAAAAUUAAAUGGAAACGAAAAAUUGUUGUCAGUCGAGACUUUACAGACGAAGACGUCGUUCGGGAAUCUGUAAGAGUAAAUAAACACGUUUACACUACGAAUGACUUCUGACACCGCAGAAAUCAGAUCAUUUUUAAACAGUUCGUCAGUUUAUGGAUAUUAUCCUUCGCGAUGAAGUUAUUCAAAGCAAGAGAAAUUUGAUAUGAUUCUGAUUUAUGGUAAAAGUGAUCAGUGUUUAAGGCAAGCUGUUCGAUUGUAACGAGCGAAAUUUCCUGAACGCAACUGUCCAUCGCGUAGUACAUAUGGAAAGGUGGUCAAGCAUUUUUUUGAAAGUGGUAGUGUCAAUACGAAGAAGCGUACGCGAACCCAUAAUGUUACAAACCAAUUAGAUACGAGAUUUAUUAUGGAAAAAGUUGCCGAAAAUCCGCAUGUUAGUACACGACAAUUGGAACGGGUAACUAAUAUUUCCAAAACAAGCAUAAUACGAAUACUUCGUGAACAAAAAUUUCAUCCGUAUCAUGUGUCUCUCCAUCAGGAUCUACAUGGACAUGAUUUUGAAAAUUGCCUGAAUUUUUGUCAGUGGGGUUUACAGCAAUAUGAAAACGAUGAAUCGUUUUUUGAGAGAAUGUUGUAGACAACAAUUUUUCGUUUCCAUUUAAUUUUUGAACUCAAAGGUCAUUUCAAGGUCAUGUAAUGUACAUAUCUGAACGUAUUUUCACAUCAGCUACACGAUGCGAUAAAAAAAAUUAUACAUUUAUACGCAAAAAAACAUCGAUAACCUUGUAAACUCCGAAAAAAGUUAACCUAGAAAAAAGAAAUCUUUUGCAAUAGAAUGGUUUUUUCAAACCAUUCAAAUAGCAUACAGAAUAGUAUUUGUACCCCCACAAUUAGAGGAGAUAUUUAGGUGGCCUUACUUAGGUGGACCACCCUGUAUGUAUAACGUAGUAAUAUAGUAUAUUUCACCUAAAAAAGGCGCCGUCGAAUCACUGUUUGAAAAAAGAAAAAUAUAUAUACAUGUCGAAUUGAGUAACCUCCUCUUUUUCGAAGUCGGUUAAAAAGGGGGCGGUGGGCCAAGAAAGGUUGGGAACCUAUGUAUUAGACUAAUGAAUAUCGUCUAUUUAUCGAGAAGAAAUAAACGAAAUAAAUGGGCUGCAACUAUACAUUCAAUUGCCUUUCUUUAUCAUUAUCGAUUAAAUUUGUAUUCGAUAAUGUAACUAGCUCCGAUCAAAACAUUUCACACGUGGUUUACGUUAAACUAACUAUUCUAAUGCUUUCGUAUGUUCUGUGUUGCGUGAAACUCAUUUUUACCCAUCCGUUCUUAUCUACAUUAUUUUCAAACAGUUACGCAUGGGAUAAUGAGUGACAUUAACGAGUGUAAUUACGCAUAUUUAUCUAAGUGAACGCUUUGAAGACACCUAAUUAUAACUAGAGGGGAAUUGUAAACGUGAACAGGAAAACAAAUUGUGUUUAACACACGUGUCCAUAUGGUGGCAUCCCUGAUAAAUAUUUAUGUUUCUUCAAUUAUCGGUGACAUUUGAUAAACCGGUAGUCAGAGAUAAUUUUCAAUAUGUCAAGUACAAAACAUUGUAAACAAAGUAUGUAAGUUAAAGAAGAUUACCGUAAUAAAAAAAUUAACCAUCUUCGAAACAAAAGAAAAAUUAAUAAAUAAUGGAACUUUUUUUCAUUUCUGGAGUUACAGACGUAGCUGACACGUCUUGAAGAUUUCUUAAUGUACUUUCUCCAGUAAUAUAUUAAUAUAGGAUAUAUACAUACAUAUGUAGAAUUGUGCAAUAACCGGAAUUGUAAAUUAAGGUUGUCACAAUAAAGAAUAUAUUAACAUA